Paramuricea clavata is the source of this 16020-nucleotide messenger RNA. The record is from the annotation of a GenBank genome assembly. Lineage: Eukaryota; Metazoa; Cnidaria; Anthozoa; Malacalcyonacea; Plexauridae.
CCAACACGCUGUCUUGGUUGUAUGUCGACUCCUGGGUUCUCAAGUAAGCACGGACGUCCAUGAAUCCAUCGAGUUUGUCGUCAUUGCUUACGAAUUUGGUUUAAACAACGCUCUGUCAGGAGUGAGGAGAAUGCUGAGCUUGGUUUGGUCCAAAGAUAACGAUGUUAAGAGCAAGGUCGUUGAUGCUUACACAAGAUUGUAUCUUAAUCCUCAAGUACAAGGACAAAGGUAUACUCUGAAAACACCCUGGUUAAGAAUUUCCUGGCUAAUCUAAAAUUAACCCUGUUUGGUGUAACUUAAUGUUCCUGUGGUUAACUUAACCACAAUUCUGGUUAGCUUGAUCGUAGCCCUGGCUAUAAUUUAACCAGGAUUUCUUGUUAAUUUGACCAGGCUAUAUGGUUGAACUAACCAGAUUAUGUUACUGUAGGUGGAUUAUUUACCAGAAACUCUUGGUUAUAAUAGUCCACCUAACAGCUUUUACCAUGCCCCAAUCGCAUGUGAAAAGAGUUCUUCCAGUUUGACUCCACCAAACCAAAUCAGAUUUUCUUCGAAUACUCCCAGGGUUCGUAGCCGUCUUUGAAAUCCUUGAAAGUCUUUAAAUUUGAAUGCAGGUCUUUAAGGUCUUUGAAAAGUGUUUGAAUUGUGUGAAAAAGCGAAGAAAGUCUUUAAAAGUCUUUAAAUUCUUUAGUGAGUAUUUGAUUAUACGAUUUCCUAGCUAAUAAAAUAGAUUGAUUGAAGCAAGAUUUUCACAAAUAUCGACGAAAAGGCACAUUUUGGGAUGUGAUUUGACGGGACUAAUUAUUGGGUAAAAAUGUUGCUUACACUUGCAAUUUUUCGACAGCUGAUUGCUCUUAAAGGUCUUUGAAAAGUCUUUGAAAAUAGGCAGCAAAAAUCUUUGAAUUUUUUUGGUCUUGGAGACUACGAACCCUGACUCCGGUUUCCUCAUGUAUAGUAACACUGGACCAAUAAUGGAUGACACAUACUUACUGAGCCUCUAGAAAGGACAGUUUCGACAAAACUGAUAGUUUUUAAUCACGUUCUCCUUUUGUAUAAAACUGUACCCCAGGUAUAGGAUCCUCACCGGACCUUCGUGGAAAAGAGUUUAAAACUGAUAAACCCAUGUUCUUUCUAGAGCGAAAGCAGAAGCGAUUGUUAAAAAUCUGUUUGCCCUCCUUAAUGGCGCUUCGAUUGGCGAUUUGACUUCACUGAAUGAACUGGUACAGUACAUUAUAUCCCUACUAGGUUUCUUUUUGCUUAAUGUGAGAUUUAACUAACUUUCAGUUUUGAAUGAACAAUAUUCAGUUUUGUUCUCUUUACUUUGUUCUCAUUUCAAGGUGUACAAAUUAAUGAAGACAAGCUUGAUACCAAAGAAUGUUAUCCAUCUUUUGUGGGAAAAAUUUGCAAUGAAGGUAUAGUUGCAGGAUGGUCAUUGCAAACCUGGAGUUUGAGACAAUUUUUACUUCUUAUAUAUACACUAUAACAAAAGCUGAAGUACUGUGGAUGGUUGAGGGCAGGCCACUAGACCUUUCUGCAGUCAGUGCCCUCGACCAUUAAACACAUAUAUCCUUAAUUCACAUGGGAAGAUUAAGACAAUUUGUUUCUAAAUCGAUGGUUUUGACAAAACCACAUGUGUAUAAUUUUUGCAGAUGGACAUUAAUGUGUGAAUAAUCUAUAUAAAUUGUUUUGCUAUUUUAUUGAAGGAUCCCCAGACAACCCAAGAACAAAGCAAAAGCGCUCUGAAAUUAUUGGGAAUGCUGGCAAGGUAAAGGGCUGCUUUAGACAACAUAUAGAAAAUCAGAACCAAAAAAAUAAUCGUCCCCUCGUGUGUGUGACUGGGAUUCAAUUCUUCUAAUAUACACUUGUACUUGUUUGAUUAAAAGUUUACUUCUGUUGCAUGUAAGAAGAGUCACUCUACCAAACGCCAUACUAUUAUAGGAUUUCGCUAGAUACUCAUCGUGUGGUAAUAAGGAAUCGCCCUUACUGAACCUGCACUAUAUAUGGGGAAACAUUCGGAGAAUAGUUUCAGACUGCAUGAUAGAGCAGGGCUCGAAGAAGAGAAAAAAUAUGGCCUGCCAGUCUAAAUUAGUCAACUAAAUGAUCUAGUAUAUAUGAGUUGUGGUAAGCAAAUAAUAUGAAAUAUAUCUAUAAAUUUUCGCCUGCCAUUUUUUUUUUACUUGGCAGUUCAAAUUUGUUUUUGCCUGCCAUUUCUAAAAUAUGGCCUGCUUUUGGCCAUUGGCAGCCCGCUAUUUCGAGCUCUGUAGAUAUCCAGUAUAUAAAGUUGGCAGUUUGGUUUCCUCAUGUAAUAACAUUGGACCAAUUAGGUACUGGCCUUUACUGGACCUCUCGGGAGAACAGUUGACUAAAAGAGCUAUCCAGUAUAAAUAAAGUUUGUGUAGUCUUCAUUCUCUUGCCUUUUUUUUGUAGAGGUAAACAUGAGAUCGUGAAAAGCAAUAUAGAAGUACUAGUGAGCAUUGGGCUUGGCGAGAGAGCCAAAGACGAUGCUUUAUUAGUGCGAGAUACCUGCACUAUCUUACUCACGCUGAAUAAAAAUGAAGAAAAGGUGAGAAUAAAAUAUGUUGAGAACUUUUUGAACUGACAGAUGUGCAAGUCUGUGAGUAGUAUUCUACAUUAAGCUGCCGUUGUUUGCAUCUGAACAUUACUGUACCCGAAUAAAACCAUUAACAAAUAUGUGUGUGUCUGUUUGUCAUGCAGUACUGUAAUUACUUAAUUCAAAAUAUCAAAACGUUUAUUUAAUAUGGUCGGGUACAAAACCAUUGCCUAAGGAUAAAAUUUGAGUGAAAGUUAUACGAGAAUUUACAAAAGUUUAAAGGUAUUGUUAAGUGUUUUCAAAGGAUUGAGAUUCUUAAAUCCAAAAAUAUUCUCGGUGUGUAGACCUGGCUCUCCAGUGAUUUUGACCCUAUGAAAUGUGCGGCUACAUGAAGAAUGGCCCGCCGCUUAUGAUAAUUUCAAACACUUGCUAGGGGCUUUGGUGGCGCAAUCAUCUCGCUACGAACUCAUGACACUUAUGUGAAAAGAGUCCGUCAACGCUCUGCCGAAAGUCGUGGGUUUUCUCCGGUUUCCUCCCACAGGGAAUGUUGACAGGGUCGGUUGGGAUUUUCCCCCUAACUGACCCUUCCACCGUAGCUGUACUCCGUGAUCAGACAUGAGUCAUAAGGUGGCUGCCAGAGGCGUCCUUAGAAAGCCUUCGACUCGUUCAGGUUGAGCUGUGUCCUUCGUAAUUUAGCUUAGCUCUCAGCUGCAAGUAAGGAUGAUUAGCACACACCCACUUACUCACUUAAAUUAUAUUGGGAAAGGGCUAUACUGUAUAACAUGACCGGAUUUUGAGGGGAGGAGAGGUGUGAGGAGGUGUGCACCUCCCCUGAGAUCGUUUUGCAACUUCCCUAAAAUGUCAUGCACCUCCCCUUGGGGGAAAUUUCAAUGAUAGAUCAAAGUGAAAAUUUGACAUUUUUUAGUUGCUUAGGGUCUACACUUCGUAAGAACGUUUUUCUGUAAAAUUGAAACAGUGAUGGCCAUUCCUCUCUGUGUCAUGUACCCUUUUAAUGCAAUGUGUUGAAAGAAACUUUGUAGUAAUUGUAAUGAAGGGCAAAAUUGGAUGAGUUGUACAGUCAUAAUUCACUAAUACACGUUUCCUUUGGCAUCUGAUAUUGGUCGCGAUAUAGACAGUUCAAAAUCACUUCUAACGGAUAAUACAUUGACCUAAAAUGAGCAAUUGCUUUGAAUUACAAAAGAACAAACUCAUCUGGAAUGGCGACUUAAGCGAAUUAAAGUCCUACGUCGCAGAAAAGUUAAACAUAAAUGGUAAAUGGAAAUCACCGUCAGGUGGACGCUGGUUAUUUACUAGCGAUGCUUUGUCUAUAACCUGGUAUUGUAAAAGCAAAACUGUCUUAUUUCAAGGUCCUCGUGGCAGCGAAGUGGCUGACUCUUUGAAGAAAAAUAUCGAUGCAUCGCGAAUUGCAAUAGUGAAAGAUGCCGAGCUAAUCAUUGCUACCCCUGCUGUUUCCGAAAGACGGAAUGAAUCUAUCGAUAAUCAGUGUAGUCUCAGUAUUAACAAUUCUAACUCGAACAUGUUUGACAGAUCUAGUAAUACAACAACAACUAUCAACCGAAGCGACUCGGAUGCUAGCGAAGGAAAAGCAAAUGAGCAAGAAAUGUGUUCACACAAGCAGAACGAAGGCGAUUAUAUAAUGAAUUGCAAAGACUGUAGUAAAUUAUCUGUAGAAGUAGCAGAAAUUAAAUUGGACUUGGCAUUAUUAUUCCUAAAAGUUAAUACUGCUGAAGCUCCCGCUACAUGUGAAUGCAAUCGGCUACGAAACGAAAAUCAGCUAUUGAAACAAGAAAUUAAAUUACUCAAGGAAACACUGCACGGCAUGGAAUUGUCAAAAUCGCCAAUUAACAUUGCUAUCGAUAAUAUGAAUAAUCAACCAACCAUCACUGACAAUGACUCUGUUAUACUAAUUGAUAUAGAAGAAUCUGAAGUUAACGUAAACACUAAUAUGAAUAAUUUACCAUCUGCGACAUACAAAGAGAAACAAUAUAAUACCCGAGGGCCAGUUGUUAAUGACUCUCUUAUGAAAUAUAGAAAUCCCAAUAAACCAGUCGUGCAAGACUCCCUGACCUCAUUCGACCAUCUCCUAAAAGAAAAGGCCGCCUUAAACGCCAACAUGCAUCGUCAUAAGAGGAAUCAAGUGCAUAAUUCUCCAACUAACAGAACGCAUUUCUCGAAACCUAAUUACCGGCGCAAUCAGGCCGCCUUAAACGCCAACAUGGAUCGUCAUAGGAGGAAUCCAAUGCAUAAUUCCUCAACUAACAGAACGCAUUUCUCGAAACCUAAUUACCGGCGCAAUCAGUUUUCCGAGCCUAAACAUCAAUAUCGUCAAGCAAAUUUUCCCUCAAAGAUUUUUCGAAGCGGUCGCUAUCGGUGGAUUCCGAAACCAAGAACAACAGCAGACUAUACAGAUACAAGAGCAAGUCAAAUCAACCCGGCAUACAAAGUGAAUCCUUUCCAAUCAAAGUCAGAGUUACAGCUUGGAGAAACGGAGUCCUGGGAAGCUUACCUACAGCUGGUCAACCGCACCUUGGACCAGUUUGGAACCCUCGUUUAGGCGCAAUCCAACGGACAAGUGAUAAUUAUACAUCUCAGAGAAGUGUAAAUUUUAAUAAUUUAAUUAACAUUAAGACUAAUACAAACCCCACCAUUGGAAAGUCCUCAGUCCCGUCCUUCCUCUUGUCAAAUGUAUGCCAUAUAACAAAUAAGGUAGACGAAUUAGCUGCUGUUGUAUCGAUCUAUGACCCAUCCGUGGUAAUGAUAACUGAAUCUUGGCUAAGUGAUGAUAUCGGUGAUUCCUCGGUUAAGAUCGGUAAUAAAUACAACAUAUUUCGUCGCGAUAGAAAGUCUCCUGGCGGUGGAGUGAUCGCCUACGUGAAUAAUUGUUUACCAGCAGAGCGUAUGACUCACCUCGAAGAAGAAAACAAAGAAGUGAUAUGGUUGUUGUUAAAACCCCCAAGAACCCCUAGACCUUACAGUACAAUCGUUGCUGCUGUUGUGUACUACCCUCCUGGUCAAUCCGCCGAACAAGCAAUCGAUAUGAAUGAAUACUUAACUACUUGUAUAGAUAGUCUCUUGCGCGAACGUCCUUCAUCUGGAAUUGUUAUAGCUGGGGACUUCAAUCAACUAAAAUUAAGAGAACUAUGUAACAGAUUUAAUUUAAAAAGAUCCGUAACUAAACCGACUAGAGGACACAACAUUCUUGAUCAAAUCCUUACAAAUAUGCUCCCUCUCUUUGACACUGUUAGCCAUCUCCCCCCAAUCGGACGCUCCGACCACCAAUGUCUUCUAAUCAAGCCCAUUAAAAGACAGAAAACUCCGGUUACGUCAAAAAAAAUUAGAUUGAUGAAACGAGCAAAUUUAAAUGACCUCUCCCUGAAUAUAGCUUCUGAAGAUUGGACUACUGUAUAUUCAGCACUGGAUGUGGAUGAGAAAGUAUCAGCUUAUAACUCCAUUAUAAUCAAGAUGCUUGACGAGUUCUUACCUGAAAAAACCAUCAGAGUACAUCACUCUGAUAAACCGUGGAUCACCGGUAAUAUUAAAAUGCAAAUCAAAGCUCGUCAGAAGGCCUUUUCUCGUGGUGAUCAGCCAAGAUACAAACAACUAUGCGAGAAAGUGGCAAAUCUUAUAGCUAAAGCUAAAGCCACCUACUAUCGGUCCAAGGCCUCAGAAUUUCGUACCUCGAAUCAAUCGAAGUGGUAUAACUGUAUCUACUCUUUAGUAAAUGCCGAAAACACAACCCACACCCAAUUUCCACACGGGCCCGAAAACCUAGACUUAUCCGACUUAGCUGAAAAACUUCAGAAAGCCUUCACUAAACCAUGGUCGGACCGUUACACGAAUGUCGCCUUUGAAAUACCUGAAGUGAACCACCCACAUAAGAAUAACAAACCACCCCUUCCUUCUAUUGGCCAAGUUAAAGCGGUCUUAAAACAUCUUAAUCCAAGAAAAGCAACUGGCAUCGAUAAGGUUCCUGCAUGGAUGCUCAAACAAUACCACGAAGACCUAGCUCCUGUGGUUUAUGACAUUGUGUGCUGUAGUAUAAGUCAAUGUUGUUAUCCAUCACUCUACAAACAUGCCCUAAUUUCCCCUGUUCCUAAAGUGCAACCGCCGAGAGACAUUAACAAUGAUUUCCGCCAGAUAUCAGUCUUACCCCAUCUUGCCAAGAUCCUGGAAAAGAUCCAGCUCCAGUUAAAUAUUGAAGACCUGAAAAUUAAGAAUAACCAGCACGCGUUUACUCAACAUCGAAGCACAGUCUCUGCGUUAAUAUCAACUACCCAAACCUGGUUUAAUGCCACUGAUUGUUCAAAAACAGGCAAAAUGGGGGUUCAUGCGGCCUUCAUUGACUUUCGUAAGGCCUUCGACCUUGUGGAUCACAAUAUUCUUUUGAACAAAUUAGCAGCUAUGAACAUAAAUAAACCCUUCUGGUUAUGGAUUAAAAGUUUCCUUUCCGGAAGAGUUCAACAAGUAAAUCUCAAUGGUACCUUAUCAUCCAUUGCAACAUGCCCGGCCGGAGUCCCGCAAGGCUCUGUAAUAUCUCCCAUUCUUUUUAAUACCUACAUUGAUGAUUUGGAGGACGCCUUACCAGAACAACUAAAAGUCAGUACGAAUAAGUAUGCAGAUGACUGCACACAACACCAAAUAGUGAGCGUAGAUUCUAAUAGUAAUUUACAACAAUCUAUCAAUGAAGUAAAUAACUGGGCGGUGUUAAAUAAAAUGGCAAUUAAUGCUAAAAAAACUAAGGACAUGUGGAUCUCGUUCACGGACGCUAUACCUGAACCACCACGUCUUCGUAUUGGAAAUGAGUUAAUAGAAAGGGUCAACGCUUUUAAAUUACUUGGCGUGUCGUUCCAAAAUAAUCUAAAAUGGAACGCACAUGUUGAAGAGAUUACACGUAAAGCAAAUAAACGCCUUUACCAUCUUAGAGAAUGCAGGAAAUCGCAGUUACCAGCUGAAGUCGGUAUUAUUACCUAUCAAUCCAAAAUAAGACCAAUUCUCGAGUAUGCAUCACCUGUCUGGGCGGGACUCCCUAAUUACCUGCGAGAUGAAAUAGAGCGGGUUCAAUCCAGGAGCUUAAGAAUCCUUGGCCUGGAAAAAGAUUACCUACCACCGUUGAACGAAAGAAGGGAAGAGGCAACUAGUCGAGAAGUUGAUAGGUUUAUGAACGAUCCACACCAUCCCUGUCGCAGUGUUUUGCCAAAAUUAAUUAACAAUCAGUACAAUUUAAGGAACAUUGACCGGAAUCGCAAUAUAUCAUUCUUCUCAGGAACUGAAAGGCAUAAACAUUCAUUUUCAGGUAGAGCUUGUAAAUAUGUAUAAAUAGUUUUAACUUAUUAGAAGAACUUAUUAGAUUAAAGAAUUUAUUAGUUUUAACUUCUUAGUUAGUUUUCUAAAUUAUCUUACAACAAUUUGUAAUAUAAAGACAUAUCCGCAGCAUAUAUACUUUCUUAAACAAGUAAUUGUAAGUCCAUUGUACUUUUUUAUCUUAAGAUGGAUGAAUAAAGCUAUUAUUAUUAUUAUACACUGAUACAUAUGUACACUACAUGCAUACGUCAACUUUCCAUGGGGGUCGUGAGCUAGACCGGUGCACCUCCACUAAAUUGUUUUCCACCUCCCCCACUAUUUCCACCAAAAUCCGACCUUGCUGCAUAGGAUUAACAUUGAGCCAUAAUUCACCUCAUUAACAGGUUCGUGAUGACAAACAAGGACCACUACGAUUUUCCUCAGACCACAUGGCGUUUCAACGUCUUAAUGACAUAUUAGUAAGCAGUAUAACGUCGCCUGUGCAAGGCAUGUGGGUCCCAAUGGCUGAAGAAGCUAUUAAUGUUGUUUACAAUUUGGCGGAACAUCCUGAUAAGAUAUGUGGCCAUUUGAUCAAGAAUUUGAUUAAGAAGAUUUUUGGUGAAGAGGAGAAUUUGGAUGGCAGCGAUGCAAAUAUUGAUAAAGGUAAAUUGAGGAAAUCUGUUUUAGAGAGAAAAAGUUCAACAAUCUAAUUUUUGUUUAUCAGUGACACAAUUAAGGGAGCGAUCAUUACUUAUUGGGGGUGGCACCGAAGACAAAAGGGUUGGGUAGACAAAAUUUUGAGUGAGUAAAAGGUUGGGUAAAUGAGAAACAAAACAACUCAAGGAUUGGGUAAUAAAAAUGUACUGUCCUUUCCAAAGCAUGACUCAUUCAAAUAUUGAAGACUAAAAAGCAAUAUCAGUAGUCAUACGUCUGUAUAAAAUAUAUGAAAAUCAAUCAGAAUCACUAUCUUGAUCUUUUUCCGAUUUGUCAGGAGACAAAUGGUGUCUUCAAAGAAAGUACAUGUGCAGACAACAUGAAACUUUAGACUGCAGAGAAUUGCACAAGCAGUUGGCAAACUCCACCACAGAAGUGGUAAAGGACAUGUAUGACAAUUGAAUGGUAUUCUCUUGUAAAGUUUUUGGCCAUGGGUGGGUAUUUAUUUUUGAAUUGAUAUUUGAGGUUGGGUAAAAAAGUUUUGCCUUUUUAAUGGUUGGAUGAGCAAAAUGUUUCAUAAAAAAAACAUUUCUCUUUGGUGCCACCCCCUGCCAUAAACAAUGACUGGUCCCUAACUUCAUCCGCGGUUCAAUUCAAUUCACUCCAUUCCGCAUGCGUAUGUGCAGAUUAGGCAUCAAAGUUAUCCAAAAAAUGAUAAAAUAUCAAUUUGCAAACAGAACACCUCAAGUAAACUGACGACAGUUUAAAAUGUUCAGUGAGGAGUUUCGAGGUAUGAACCUUUGGUUUUCUCUCUCGUAGCAGCAAGCGAGGAAACACCAGCUCCAGUGUCGUGUCCCAGUUACGUGUUAGCUCGCUUCCUGGCUGCCGCUGGUCAUAUCGCACUACAGCAAGUUGUCCAUCUUGAGGCGAGUAUUCUGGGCGAGAUCAAACGACGCGAGAGACUCAAGGAAGACAGCAAGGGAGAAAAGAAGAAAAAUAUUUCGACAUCGACAAGUGUCACUCAGACGCCAAGAACUAAGGUGAUCCAGCUUUAUGUAUUUAAGAACGUCUAAAUUACUAAACCACAAUCUUGGAUAUAACUGGUUGAGAUUUCCUUUUCCUCUAUGCAAAAUUCGCAUACUCCUAAUAAUAUCACUGGAAAACAUUCUGAAAAUCCAUAGAAUGGAAAUUGUAUGGACCUUUAUUGGAAAUAGAAUGGAUUUUUGAUUAUCCAUAAUAAUUGUAUAUUUCCAUAUGCCUAUGGAUAUAGUAUCGAAAUAGUAUGGAUAUACUAUGGAUUUACAGUAGUGGUGCAAUUGCAAAUAUCAUAGUAUGGAUUUCACUUUUUUCCCCAGUGUAAAUACCAUGUUGAAUCAUGUUGCGCUUCUUAAUCUCCGCUCCCCCAACUCAAUGUUGAGCUUGUGUCUUGGUAUAAAUUACUAAAAGUUUUUCCGGCGCUGUUUACAACAUUGAACUGGGGGAGAAGGGGUGACGAAGGUAGUUUUAUCAAUGUGCAUUUUAUCUUGCAAUAUUGACUGGAAUGGUCUCAAGGGAACUAAACUAUAAACUAAACCAACUUUAUAAUAAUGGAUAGCUUUGUCAGUUCUUCUAAACUUGACCCUACAUAUGCAGUAAGAACCGUUUCUUACAUGUAUAUUGGUGCGGUGUUACUAUACAAUAGGCGGCGUUUGGUAGAUUCCAGUUAGAAGUACUUUUUCCACAUGCGCCUGAGGUAAAAUAACGAUCAUCAGACAACCGUAUAUAUUGCCAGAAUCGGGUCAGUUUGAGUCAAUUUUAUAUUAAUUGGUACGAUAAGUACCUCAUCUUGCACGGAUACCUUGGAUCCAUAAAUGUACGUUAGGGUUUGUUAGUGUUAGGUUUAGGAUCAGGGUGAUACGGAUCCAAAUUAUCCGUGCAAGAUGAAGUACAUACCUUGUAUUGAUAGGGCCCCUAUGGAUACGAGCCUUCGUGCUGAAAGGGCCACCCUGUUUAAAUAAAGUUUUUUUUCCAAGCAAUGUCGGGUUUUUAACAUGAUUAAACAUAUAAUAUCAACUAAUAUUCUCCAUUUAUAGGAGGGGGCAAGCGAGACACUAGAGGAUGAAAUGGGAUUGACAGGGGCAACUGCUGAAGACGCAGAAGCUGAAUAUAUUAAGAAGAUUUGUGACCAUGAGAUAGUCACUGGUAUGACAGACACAGACCUUUUUGACUAUUCUCUAAACCCUCUGAAUUCUUAAUGACCUUAGUCUUUGAAACUAUCUAGCCCUAGUUUCGUAUUAUUCAUGUUUCACAUUCUACUCUAGGUGGUAAUAAUCUGUUGUCUCUACUUGGUUCUCUGAUCGUCGCCGUAUGUAAUAAUCCAGCCAAGUAUUCCGAUCUACAAGUACAGACUGCAGCCUCUCUGGCAUUGUCUAAAUUCAUGUUAGUCAGGUAAGAAUAAGCCACACUUUUUAUUCUUAGAGAAUAGCCCGGUUUGACGGUAUCACUGUAUCCGUUUAUGUGCAUGAAUAAGGCAUUAGACAAAAUAUCAGGAAAAUAUCAAGCUUGAUUUCUUCCAGGCUGGGGCAGUUUUUAUAAAACCGAUUUAUCGAUUUUUUUGUUCGUGUCAUCUUGACGACAUUUGAAACCGCGUUUCAUUACGUCAUCAUUUUUUUUUUUUUUUUCGAAAAAAAACACGAAAAAUGGACCACGGAAAAAUUAAUAGGCAAUGCAUUUCCGAGUCCAUCACCCGUGAAGAAUUAUAGGAAUUUAUGAUUUCCUUGGUCGGUUUUUUUUUGGUACUCUUCUUUUUCGUUUUUCCAAUCCUGGGAAAGACGGGAAAACUGGUUAUGAAGAAACCCGAUAUUUAUCAGUUUACCGAUAAAACAACUGCCAGUAUAUGUAUAUCGCGCAUUCUAACUAGUUCGUCUGGGUAGUUCGUUAUGUAUUUUAAACUAAGACAGCUAAUGCAUCCCUGGAAUAAAUUGGACUAUUAUUACACAGAAACUCCAGUCAUUGCAUUUUAAACUGUUUUUCAUUUCAGUGCUGAGUUCUGCGAGAAAAAUCUUCAACUUUUAUUUACGAUAUUGGAAAAGGUAAACUGUUUUCAAAUGUCGACACUGGAGAUCUAUUUCAGGUCGCAGUCUGGCUAGCUAGCUGAUUUGACAUCGAGCAAAUGGCCUGAAACUGUUGGCAGAAUCGAAACUGUUGGCAGAAUAGAAUCUUUGUCUUUUAUUAAACCAGUUGAAACUAUGUGUCAGUAAUUUUUGAGCUUGUUUCUUUAGAGUCGACAUGAAGUGAUCAGGUCUAACACAAUAAUUUCUCUUGGCGAUCUAACUCCUCGUUUUCCCAAUAUCAUUGAACCUUGGACACCAAAUCUUUAUGCAAGGUAAAAACAUAGACCAUGUAUAUAUUUUCCUACAGGCGAUGGGCAUGUAUAUGAUGGAGAUCGUGUUUACGGAUCGACAAUUUUGUCGAAUAAAUAGACGUGGUGUUUCCACAAGGUAAAACAAUACUACUAAUUCAUUCAGACUUCGGGAUGAUUCGUCUCAAGUUCGGAUGAACGCGAUGAAGAUUAUGACGCGUCUCAUUCUCAACGACAUGGUGAAGGUCAAGGGUCAGAUCAGCGAGAUGGCCACGUGCUUAGAAGACGAUGACCCAAGAAUUGCUGAGCUUGCAAAAUCAUUUUUCUCCGAGCUCUCAAAGAAGGUACUAGCUUAGUUAUGUCCAACUUGCCAGCUUCUAGAUAUUCUGAUUUCUUUACACAUUCCAUCCAUCCAUCCAUGUCUUCUUCGGGUUCUCCCAUCUUCUAUUCCUUUUUAACUCCAGCACCCUAAUGUCUCUGACUAGUUUUCCUCUAUCUCGUCUUAUUACCUGUGUAUAUCAUCUUUGAUUUCUUCAUCUUCUCUGCAAUGUCUCCCACUCCAUAUCUUCUUCUGAUCUCUUCAUUCCAUAAUGUCCCUGCUAAGUCUAUGACCGGUGAGACUUCAUCUCUUCUUAUUACGUGUUCUUACCAUCUCAACCUUGCUGCCCUCAUCUUCUCUGCAAUGCUACCACACCAUAUCGUUUUCUGAUCUCUUCAUUCCAUAAUAUUUAUGCUAUUAUAUCAGCUCUCCUUCAUCUCUUAUUGUUAUAUGUCAACACCAUCUCAACCUGCUUCCCUUCUUCUCAAUUCUUCUUUUGAUUUCGUUGUUCCUCGUAUUGAUUUUGAGCGAAAUUUCUAUCAUCCAACUCAACAUUCGCCAUCAGGCAUUGAGCUCUGUUCGGCAGCUUUCAGUAUUCAUCUCCAUACAGUUCCAUGGUAUUUUCCAUAUAACAUGUGACAUUUCAUUGAGCUGACAUUUCAUUUCAGGGUAAUGCCGUGUACAAUAUUCUACCCGAUGUCAUCAGUCGACUUUCUGACCCCGAUACAGGCAUCGAAGAAGCUCCAUUUAGAAAUAUUAUGAGGUACUCUAUACUGCCAGUGACGUCAUAAUGAUGUCGUCAUUAAAAUGACGUCAUCAUGACAUGACGAUGUCCUUUAUCGGAUUCUCAGUCACAAAUCUGUACUAAACGUACUGACCGUUAUUAGAACAUGAUACUAUACAAAACAAUGCAAACAUCAAGUACAGCUAUAAAACAAAUUCGCAGUUUCAAGGCCGAUUGACACUCACAACUUUUGUCAAAAACUGUUACAUGCAACCUGCUUACAACUUGAGUUGUACUGUGUAAGUCAAGCACAUAACUCAUCUACGUUGCCGUAAAAUGACACGAGACGUCACACAUUAACAACUUCGUAUACUUUUUGUAGCUAUCUGUUUUCGUUCAUUCAAAAAGAUCGACAAUGCGAAAGUCUGGUGGAGAAACUUUGUCAUCGAUUCAGGGCAACCAGGUAAUAUUAUUCAGGGCAACCAGGUAAUAUUCAGGGUAACCAGGUAAUAUUAUUCAGGGCAACCAGGUAAUAUUCAGGGCAACCAGGUAAUAUUAUUCAGGGCAACCAGGUAAUAUUAUUCAGGGCAACAGGUAAUAUUAUUGAAGGCAACCAAGUAAUAUUAUUCAGGGCAACCAGGUAAUAUUAUUCAGGGCAACCAGGUUAUAGUAUUCACUGCAACGGAGUAAUGUUCAGGGCAACCAGGUAAUAUUAUUCAGGGCAAACAGGUGAUAUUAUUCAGGGCAACCAAGUAAUAUUCAGGGCACCCAAGUAAUAUUAUUCAGGGCAACCAGGUAAUAUUAUUCCGGGCAACAAGGUAAUAUUAUUUAGGGCAACCAGGUAAUAUUAUUCAGGGCAACCAGGUAAUAUUAUUCCGGGCAACUAGGUAAUAUUAUUCGGGGCAACCAGGUAAUAUUAUUCGGGGCAACCAGGUAAUAUUAUUGAGGGCAACCAGGUCAUUUCAUUCAAUUGAAUUCGAAAUCUAUAUUCUGUAUUUAAUUUAGAACUGACCGUCAAUGGAUCGACCUGUCAUUCUGCUUGGCUCAACUUUCCUACAACGAACGUUCUUUGCGGAAACUACAAGAAAACUUUGCAUGUUUCCAAGGCACGCUCUCGAAUGACGAUGUCUUCGGCUUCUUUAGUACAAUCAUGGGAAAAUGCAAGAAAAUGGCUAAACCUGAAAUAAAGGUAUAAUCUUUACUAAUGAUUAUAAUGUGGGUUUCGGUAAGGAACCCUUAGGCAUUAUCUUCCAGGCGUCGGUUGUACGAAGGCCUUCAAGCUUUAGAGAAUUGUCUGUUGAUUGGUAUUACCCAGAUUCGUAAUUCAGUUUUGCUUCGCAGAAAGUGGGAAAUGAAGAAAAAACCUAGACCGGUAUUAAUUCUCAAUAUAUUUGGUUUCAAAAAGUCUUUGAUUUCCUUGAUCAUACAUGAAGAACUCUUUGAAAUUGAUUAUAAUUUAUAUGCGCAUGGCCUGGACAAAGAUUAUCCUGUUCAAUUAAUCAAUCCAAUGGGUUUUGUUAAAAGAAGUCCUGACAAUGUUUCUUUGUUUCGCAUUGUUUGUUUUCAACCUAUGGGCGCGCUAAAGCCACUAUUUGUUAUAACAGUCAUUCCACUCAGAAACAUACGAGUCAGAAAUGUUACAAUUGUAUUUCUAACGUAGGUGGUUGUAGAAGAACUGGAGUUACGUAUCACGACGUGUCACGAGAAAGGUGUCGAAGAGGAAGCGGGCUACGAGCGUGCGAAUCAAGCUUCGGCAGCUGCUCGGGUCCUAGUCGGAAAAGUGGCGAAUACUCCAGCAAAUAGUAAGUCGACAUGUUUAUGUAAUGUAUGUGUGUAACUUAGCAAUGGUACUUAGUGAUUUCGAUGUAUACAGCUUUGGUUAGGUUAUAAUAUAUCCUUAUCACGCUUUAUUGAGUCGAGAGCAAUAGUCGAAUGAGUCGAAUGGUGGUAGUUUUGUUGCCAGACGUUGCUUCGGUCUCGAACUAUGGCUGACUGAAAAUUUGGCGAGAAGGGUAAAAUCCAAAAAAAUGUCGAGGAAGUCAUUUGCUGAAUUAGAAUUUGACGCUGAGUCGAAUUUAGUUGAGUCGAAUAGUUCAAAGUUAGUAAGUACAAAAAAAUGGAGGGGGCGUACUCCCCUGUACCCCACCGGCAAAUCCGCCCCGGGUAACUGUUCUCCCUAAAGGUUCAGUAAAGGCCAUUCCCUAUUGGGUCGGGGUUAGUAUACGAAGAAUCCUACACUAAACUGAAAUUAAACUCGACGUCUCUGUCGGAUUUUUGAACUCUUUCCAACGUAUCCAUUUUAACAUUUUUACAGAGAAGACACGAAGUACCAGGGGUCGGACGCCAGCGUCGCGUCGUCGUCGGAAAAACGAUUCGGAAUCCGAAGUCGUCCCGAAACCCCAGACUGGCAAGAAAUCGACCCGUAAGAGCAGAAAGAAAGUUAUCGAAUUCGAUAGCGAUGACGAGGAGAUGAUGCAAGGAACCUGGGACGAGGCGUUUGAGGCGGAAAAGGAAAAUGUGGAAGUUUGAAACGAAAUGUGCAACUUGGCUGGUGGAAGUGCGCAGAUGAAGAUUCUUUUAUUGUCUUUAUUCUUUCAUAUUUUUUGUCUUAUUAUUUUUUGUUAUUUAUACUUUCUGUAUAAAUGGUACUUGUCGUAUAUAAAGACGGUCGCCAAGCAUAUAAAGCUUUUUAUGUGAAUACAGUAUUUCCUGUAUAACUGUAUUUAGCCACCUAUACACUCAUUUUCAAAUGUAUUGGGACACAUGCCCCAACUACCUAUAUUAUUUUGACAAAACGUCGUUCCCACCGCCUUCAUUUCAAUGUCGGGUCUCAGUUACCAUCUAUAUACAUUGGUUUGUAUUGAUAUGUAUUGAUAAAAUAUAUUAAAUAGAACAUAUUCGGGCUCUGUGCCAUCACCUGUUUACUCGUAUUCUAAAAGCAUGAUAUAUAUUGAUAAUACAAAGAAACUCGUAUAUUGGUAUUCAUUCCAACUUGCAAAGUUAAAUCUCUAAGGAGCUUUAUGGUUGUCUAAUAGAUAUUAUAUUGAACCUUCAAUUAAAUAGUUUGGAAAAUACAAGGGCUCUUUUGGAAUGCAAAAGUGUUUUGUUCUGUUUUAAUUUCUUCUUUAACGUCC